AUGUUUAAUAAAUCAAUUAUUGAGCUUGAAAAAUUGAACUCUACAACAACUGAAAUAAAUUCAUUAGAAGUUAAAUUAGAUGAAGCCAAUACAGCUUUUAGAAUUUUACUCAAUGAUUCUAUUAAAAAUUUAAAAGCUUUGUCUAAAAAACUUGGUGGAUGUAUAGAAAAAGCAAGACCUUAUUAUGAUGCUUUGGAAACUUUAAGGAAAGCACAAAUGGAUUGUCAAAGAGCUGCAGUAUUGUAUCAAAGAGCAAAUGAAAUUCAUCAGGCUGCUAAAGAAACAGUUGCUUUAGCCGAGCAACGCUUUUUGUCCAGGCAGCAUGAAUGGAAGUUUGAUAGUGCGUGGCAAGAAAUGCUGAAUCAUGCAACAAUAAAGGUUAUGGAAGCUGAAACCCAAAAAACAGAAAGUGAAAUGGAACAUCAGAAAAGAACCUUAAUUUUUAAUCAAGCGGAAAAACAAGUUCAUGAUUUUGAAUCAAAACUUCGUAAGAGUAUAAGCAAAUCGAAACCUUAUUUUGAAGAGAAAGAACUAUGUCAAAAAAAUUUAGCUUCUCAAAAAGAAAAAGUUGAGUUCCUACAAAAGCAACUUAUAUUAGUUAAAAAUUCUUACUCUUUGUCUUUGAAAAAUUUGGAAAAAAUAUCUGAAGAAAUUCAUUCGAAAAGAGGAACUAUCGGUCGCGGAAUAAGA
This is a messenger RNA of Pediculus humanus corporis (human body louse), 690 nucleotides long. RefSeq lists its product as uncharacterized. NCBI's taxonomy places the organism in Eukaryota, Metazoa, Arthropoda, Insecta, Psocodea, Pediculidae. The record is from RefSeq and is a predicted model, not a curated record. Gene Ontology annotation, biological process: intracellular signal transduction; negative regulation of protein tyrosine kinase activity. The annotation marks the transcript as partial. Gene Ontology annotation, molecular function: protein kinase inhibitor activity. Gene Ontology annotation, cellular component: cytoplasm. The transcript has 3 exons.